This is a messenger RNA of Python bivittatus (Burmese python), 1859 nucleotides long. RefSeq names its product potassium channel tetramerization domain containing 20 (gene KCTD20). The record is from RefSeq and is a predicted model, not a curated record. Gene Ontology annotation, cellular component: cytoplasm. Gene Ontology annotation, biological process: positive regulation of phosphorylation. Lineage: Eukaryota; Metazoa; Chordata; Lepidosauria; Squamata; Pythonidae. Gene Ontology annotation, molecular function: protein binding.
UGCUACUACAGCACAAACGCUUUAAAUUCCAGCUCUUCUGCCGCUUGGAUUUAUCCACAUCGUCGUCCUUAAAAGUAGAUUUUAAGGCUGCAGCGCUGAUUCAUUAGCUGGGAUCCUUAAAGGAAUGCAGAUAGGUAGAAAACAUUUUAAAAAGCCAAUUACCAGAGGACCCCCACCAUCCUUCAAGCCUUUCUGUUAAGCAGUCAGUUUGCAAUACGGAUGUCUCUAGACGAAUAUUAAUCAUGCCACUGGAAUGGAGAGAUUGAGCAAUCAAGAGCUUGAGAACUUAGCUUCUUCAACCCAUGAUCAGGACAAAGGCAGUGUGAAACAGGGCAGUCACAGCAUUAACAUGUUUCCUUUGUGCAGAAAUCAUGCAGGGGGUAAACGAAGUCAAGGCUACUACACUACACAAGAACAGUUUGGAAACAGUACUAACAACUUGAGCAACAGUCCACAAGUCCAAGCACCAGAGAAAGUGACUCUUGUGGUAGAUGGAACAAGAUUCAUUGUAAAUCCACAAAUUUUCACAGCCCAUCCUGAUACAAUGCUGGGAAGAAUGUUUGGACCAGGACGAGAAUAUAACUUUACUCGUCCAAAUGAGAAGGGUGAAUAUGAAAUUGCAGAAGGCAUCAGUUCUGCUGUUUUCCGGAUUGUGCUGGAUUAUUACAAAACUGGAAUCAUUCAUUGUCCUGAUGGAAUUUCUAUUCCUGAUCUCAGAGACACUUGUGACUAUCUUUGCAUCAAUUUUGAUUUCAACACAAUCAGGUGUCAGGAUUUAAGUGCAUUAUUGCAUGAACUGUCCAAUGAUGGGGCUCACAGGCAGUUUGAUAGCUAUCUGGAAGAGCUAAUCCUGCCAAUAAUGGUUGGGAGUGCUAAGAAAGGAGAGCGUGAAUGUCAUAUUGUCGUAUUAACAGAUGAAGACAUAGUGGACUGGGAUGAAGACUAUCCACCCCCAAUGGGGGAAGAAUAUUCACAAAUUCUACAUAGUUCUAAGCUCUACAGAUUCUUCAAGUACAUUGAGAAUCGGGAUGUUGCAAAAACAGUUUUGAAAGAACGUGGCCUCAAAAAUAUAAGAAUUGGCAUUGAAGGUUAUCCCACUUGUAAAGAAAAAGUGAAAAAGAGGCCUGGAGGACGCUCUGAAGUUAUCUAUAACUAUGUUCAACGCCCAUUCAUCCAGAUGUCUUGGGAAAAGGAAGAAGGGAAAAGUCGGCAUGUUGAUUUCCAGUGUGUCAGAAGCAAAUCUCUAACGAACCUUGUGAUGGUGGGUGAAGACAUAGCAGAAGAUCAAGAGAUUAUGCUGCAUCACCCUCCUCAGGUAGAUGAGCUUGAUCGAUUAAAUGCACCAUACUCUCAGAUGGAUGCUAAUGAUCUGCCAGAUUAAUUAAGCAGCACAAAUGGCUCUCAAAUGGACUUGGUUGAGCUUUUGGGUGGGGACUAAAUGCCCAGCUCACAACAGGAUUUUCUUGUCAUAGUUGCUAUAUUCUCUAAAUAUAGCCUCUUCAAGCCCAGAGGACUAAUUUUAUCAAAUUUGCUUCUGAGGGCUCCCAAGCAUUCUCUUAGGAAACCGGGAACCUGAGAAUUGAGUUAACAUUUAUUCCUCUGGCCAGAUAAUUGAAUUGGAAGUAAAACAAUGGAAAAAUAUUUUCAACUGACUUGAAUUGAAAGGAUUGAUUGAGUGAUUAUGUGCUAUUGUGUCAUUUUCGACUCCCAACAACCACAUAGAUAGAUUUUCUCCAUGACAAUCUAUCCGUAACUUGUUCUUUUAAGUCUCCCAACUGUGCACUUAUUGCCACUGUAACUGAGUCCUUGCUGCUGGUCGUCCUCUUCUUCUCUUUCCUUCCACCUUUCCCGGCAUUGGA